UCCCCAGGCCCGACGGCCGAGUCCGGGAGCACCGAGCCGGGGCGCGAGCGCCAUGGACGUGCUGGGCGAGGACGAGGCUCUGCGGCAGUUCUUCGAAGCUCAGGGGCCCCAUGGCACCCUGGGGAACCCAAACCUCGACACGAGUCUGCUGGAGGAGUUCCUGGGCAAUGAUCUCGAUCUGGGGGCCAUGCCACGCCAGCUCCCGGACACCCCACCCUACUCCGCCUCAGACUCCUGCUCUCCUCCUCAGGUCAGAGUGUGUGUCCCCCCAGGUGCGUGCGGCCCCACUCUGAGACCUGCAGCCGGGGCGACUCCAGUGUCUCUUCACCACUCCGAAGCUGCACCCGGGAUGCUGCCCACACACCUGCCCCAGGGCUCGUCUGAAAUGAGCGACCCCGGCCGCAUCCACAGCAGCUUCCACACCUGUUACCCAGACGCCAGUCACCUCCCGACUCCCCUGGACCAGUCCGUGCCCUCCCAUCUGGGGAUGAGUUGUUCUUACCGUCAGCAGCCUCUGAGCUACAGCCCCAGAGCCUCCUUGCCACCAGCCAAGAAGAGAAAGUGCCCGCAGGUGCUGGAGGACCCCGGGGACGGCCGGGUGUGGGCCCAGCUCUCCAGACCACUGACAAGUAGGAGUUACAGCAGCAAAGCUCAAGACGGUGACAAUGAGGGGCAGAAGGUGAUGCCCGAGGACCAGUGCGCUCCUGCUCUGAAGUGGCAGCCGUACCGAAGUGUUCCUUGGCAUAGUUUAUUAAACAGUCGUUACGAGAAACUACCUGAUAUAGGCUAUCAAGUUGUCACAGACAAAGGAUUUAAUUUCUCACCAGCAGAUGAAGCUUUUGUUUGCCAAAAGAAGAACCAUUUUCAGCUAACCAUCCAUAUCCAAGUCUGGGGCAGUCCACAGUUUGUCAAAACCCAAAUGGGCCUAAAGCCAAUAGAAAUGUUUUACUUGAAAGCUUUUGGGGUUAAGGUAGAAGCCACCAAUCAAAUAAUCGCUAUUGAACAGUCCCAAGCAGACAGAAGCAAGAAGAUUUUCAAUCCUGUUAAAGUCGACCUGCUGGCUGACCAGGUCACCAAAGUAACACUGGGCCGGUUACACUUCAGCGAAACCACUGCAAAUAACAUGAGGAAGAAGGGAAAACCAAAUCCCGACCAGAGAUACUUCAUGUUGGUGGUCGGGCUGUAUGCUGCCAGCCAGGACCAGUCCUACGUGCUGUCUGCCCACAUCUCCGAGAGGAUCAUCGUGAGGGCCUCUAACCCUGGGCAGUUUGAAAAUGACAGUGAUGCAUUGUGGCAGCGAGGACAAGUUCCAGAAUCUGUUGUCUGUCAUGGUCGAGUGGGAAUAAACACAGAUGCGCCGGACGAAGCCCUGGUUGUCUGUGGCAACGUGAAAGUGAUGGGGACAGUUAUGCAUCCGUCUGACAGCCGGGCGAAGCAGAAUGUCCAGGAGGUUGACACAAAUGAACAGCUGAGGAGAAUAGCCCAAAUGAGGAUUGUCGAAUACGACUACAAACCUGAGUUUGCGUCUGCCAUGGGGAUAAACGCUGCGCAUCAAACAGGAAUGAUUGCCCAGGAGGUAAGAGAGAUCCUGCCUGCAGCCGUCAGAGAGGUUGGCGAUGUCACAUGUGAGAACGGAGAGACGCUGGAGCACUUCCUCAUGGUCGACAAGGACCAGAUCUUUAUGGAAAAUGUAGGUGCAGUGAAGCAGCUCUGCAAACUAACCAACAACCUUGAAGAAAGAAUAGAAGAGUUAGAACUAUGGAACAGAAAGCUGGCCAGGCUAAAGCGGCUGAGCAGUUGGAAGUCCUCAGCCAGUGAGGCGAGCUCCAUCAGCAAAUUUAGCAGAGCUGUUAAUGCAUCUUCUCCAAGAAGGCCCAUUCCCCCCAAAACCAGCAAGGUUUAUUUUUCAGGAAAAAAACAGUCGUGUCCUAACUGGGUUUUCCAGACCUUGGUUAUAAGUCUCAUUGCUGUGAUGGCAUUUUGUGCGUUGACAAUAGUCACCCUUUACAUACUCAGCUUGAAAGCUCAAGAGCAACGUGUCCCGAAUGUCCCUCCGAGCAACGUCACGAGCUCCCAGGAGCCAGCCCUGCCGCCCACCGCCUCCCCCGCAGCCUGGAACACAUCCCUGGCCGCCACACAGUCCUCCUUUCUCGGGCCAGAAGUCACUUUCUGUGAGAUCCUGCCGUGUCAGGAGACUCAGUGCUGCCCCAUCGGGGGGAGGAGAGCCGCCCUCGCCAGUCCUGUCCAAGGGCAGUCCGAGGAGAAGGAGCUGCAUCGGGGGCCGUGGGCAGAAGACGGAAGCACGUCAUUCCUGGCGGGAGAUGCGCCGGCCAGCCCCGACUGGGGGAGUGAUUGGAUAGACACAACCAUCAGCUCUAUUCAGAUUAUGGAAAUCCAGCACGUAAUAGAUCGCCGCUACUGCCAUCGAGGCCGGCAGUGCAGGUCUGGAUCUUACAAUUACAGUAUUCCUGUUAAUAAGUACACACCCACCAAUGUCAAAUUUUCUCUGGAAAUCAACACAACAGAGCCGUUGAUAGUCUUCCAGUGCAAACUGACCGUUGGAAACAUAUGUUUCCAUAGUAAAAACGAAGCCCAAGGGCUGCAAAGCCACGAAGGAGUCAUCCAGGAGAUGACACAGGGCUGUCGGCACAUCUGGAGCCUCCCAGUGGCCCCCUUCUUUGAUAGCGCGUUCCAUUUCCGAGUAGCUGCACCGGAUCUGGCUGACUGUUCCACGGACCCUUACUUUGCUGGGAUCUUCUUCACAGAUUACUUCUUCUACUUCUAUCGACACUGUGUCUAGCUUAUUCAAGUUUGGUUGGGGACUUUUCCAAAGAAAAAUACUCAGAAAUUCGGUUAACGGAAACUUCCAUCCUCUUGCCCCUCCGCGCUUCUCUGUAAACCUGGCUGUGUGUUGCCCAAGGACUUUUUCAGAGUUCGGCCUCCAGCAAUUUUGAGACAUUAACGAGGAGAAUAAAGUGUUUGCUG
This is a messenger RNA of Equus quagga, 2985 nucleotides long. RefSeq names its product myelin regulatory factor like (gene MYRFL). Gene Ontology annotation, biological process: positive regulation of DNA-templated transcription; protein autoprocessing. Gene Ontology annotation, cellular component: endoplasmic reticulum membrane; nucleus. Gene Ontology annotation, molecular function: sequence-specific DNA binding; DNA-binding transcription factor activity. Bases 53 to 2800 code for a protein of 915 amino acids. The transcript is spliced from 25 exons. The record is from RefSeq and is a predicted model, not a curated record. NCBI's taxonomy places the organism in Eukaryota, Metazoa, Chordata, Mammalia, Perissodactyla, Equidae.